UUUUUGACAGUGACAGCCGAAAAUUUUGCAAUAAUUUACGAUAAAAUCCUUUUAAUAAUAUGUUGAAUAGCGGAGCCCCCGGUCGCUUAUUUGGUGCCCUAGAGUCAGUAAUGAAUUAACGGAUCGGACGACGCUAGUUAUUAUCGAGUGACAACGGUGUUAUCACUUGCUUACCAUGUGGUAAUAAAGGACGUUAUUAGUUAUUUACAAAAAUUUUUGAUUCUAUAUGAAGACUGUUAACCCCUCUUUGAUAAAUUAUUUGAAAGUGAAAGGCGGCCCCGUAAUAAAGUUUGAUCUAAUUUCUUUGCUGGCCUCAAGCUGAUCCCCCAUUGAAGAAAGUUUUAUUAGUGUGAAGCUGACCUAUUCAGAGUUUAGAGGAAAAUGGAACAUCACCAUCACCACCACAUGCCGGAUGCCACCGGGGGUCAUGACAUGGCAGGGGGUCAUCAGAUGGGCUCGACCGAAGCCGCCAUGCCGGACAUGCACCACGGACACCACGACAUGUCUGGACACUCCAUGGCUGGUCAUAGUAUGGACAUGAUGAACAUGUGGUUUCAAUUUUCAACAAAUACCACCGUGCUAUUUGAACAGUGGCAUUUUACGACAGUAGGCGGCCUAAUAGGGUCCAUGAUAGGCAUUUUUAUAAUGGCCGCUCUCUAUGAAGGACUGAAGUACUAUAGGGAAUUUUUAUUUUGGAAAACGUACAACGCCUUACAGUAUAAAGCGGUGUCGUUACCGGAUAAGGCGACGGUACCGGACGAGCCCCAAGUCGUACAUGUGGUUGGAGAGGUUAUUCACAAACAACCGCCGGCGAUACUCAGCAAGAUCCACUUCUACCAAACGUUCCUGCACAUGAUCCAGAUGAUCCUCAGCUAUUUCCUGAUGUUGAUCUUCAUGACGUACAACGUGUGGCUGUGCAUCGCGGUAGUCCUGGGGGCGGGCGUCGGUUACUUCCUCUUCGGUUGGAAAAAAGGUUUGAUCGUUGACGUCACGGAACACUGCCACUGACCUCCCCAUGCCUUUUUUUUUCUUUUUUAAUAUCCUAAGCAGUAAAAUGUAAUGUUAAUUAGGUGUGGCAAAGUAAGAUAAUAAAAAAAUAUAUAGGUAUUGUUACGAGGGAAUCUCUUACAACAACAACAAACUCUUGGACCUUAUUAUUAUUGACUUUUAUGAGGGGAAUUAGAGAAAACCGCUUCUACUUCUUUAUAAUUGAACAAAUAAGGCUAAAAUGAAAUUCAUUCCAUAUAAUGGGGGUACCAAAUAAAGACAAUGACGCCUCGGAAUAUAAUUAUACAGGGUGUACCGUAAGUGUAGCAGCUGUUCUGCUUCUUCCAUUGACGAAUUCAGUCCAUAUAAGAUUCAAAUUUGCAACAGGGUCUCUUCUAUUUUUUCUUGUUUAAUUAUUAUUUUUUUGUUAGACGACGUACAUUAUAUUGUUCCUAUUAUUUUUUUUUUCGAUAAUAUUUAGGUUUACUUUAUAUGUAAAUUAAAACUUUUAAAAGUUGUUGUAUUGUUUAUAUUGUAUGUAUGUAUGUAAAAAAAAUAUAUGAUAAAUGAAUAAGGCCUC
Molecule: messenger RNA, 1567 nt
Organism: Anthonomus grandis grandis
Lineage: Eukaryota; Metazoa; Arthropoda; Insecta; Coleoptera; Curculionidae
Gene: Ctr1A
Product: high affinity copper uptake protein 1
Exons: 6
Coding region: 382-1008 (208 amino acids)
Biological process (GO): copper ion transmembrane transport
Cellular component (GO): membrane
Molecular function (GO): copper ion transmembrane transporter activity
Source: RefSeq, a predicted model, not a curated record